This is a messenger RNA of Sphaeroforma arctica JP610, 980 nucleotides long. RefSeq lists its product as hypothetical. Gene Ontology annotation, biological process: phosphatidylinositol dephosphorylation. NCBI's taxonomy places the organism in Eukaryota, Ichthyosporea, Ichthyophonida. Gene Ontology annotation, cellular component: endoplasmic reticulum. The annotation marks the transcript as partial. The transcript has 6 exons. Gene Ontology annotation, molecular function: phosphatidylinositol-4-phosphate phosphatase activity. The record is from RefSeq and is a predicted model, not a curated record.
GAUGGUAUUUGAUUGUGAUAAGCGAUGGCUAUCCUAUUGAGUUUGUGGGUGGCGUUGAACGGAUAUACCGUAUCACGGACAUUGUACUAUUGCCCGUGAGCCGCAACUCCUUGCCCCAUAUUCAGGCGCAUCCGGUCCGAAAAUACAGUACAGGCUACACGGACAAUGUUGCACAUCCCAAACAACCGAUACCAAUGCAGAUACCAAACGUCACUUCCGCACCACUGGUGACUGUGACAGGGCCGGCGCUCGAGGGCAAAGGGAAAACAGACGGCAGAAAGAUGGACUACAAAGGGGACAAGGAACUCAAACUCAGAGUGGAGAUGACGGACGAGUACAUUCGCCGCACUCGGGAGCUUUUCAGCAGCGGCUCUUUCUACUACGCCACGACGUUUGAUCUCAGUCGACCCGUCUCUCACACACACACACACUUGCCACGCGAGCACAACCAAAUGCUGCGGAGCCCCGGAACAGAACCCGAAACCCAAGAAAAGGGACCGGAGGGUCGAAAAUAUGCACCCGUUAAUGAAAAAGGGACAACCGAGCACACUGCAUCUGAUCUGUGGCAAAAGGCCGACCACACCUUCGUGUUCAACCGGCACCUGCUACACCCGUUUGCGAAGGAGGGCGUGACGGAAUGGUGCCAGCCAAUCAUUCAGGGCUAUUUUAUCCGCCGCAAGUUCCCAUUGGGCCAGGAGAAGGAUACGCCAAAGGAAGAGUCACCGUGUGAAUCCGAUACCGAAGCUGAGGAGCGAGACGAGAUUCUAUUUGCGAGAUCACCUGUACCGCCUGACGACGAAGCACCGCCACUCACAGAGGCAGAGGCCCAAACAUACGUCGCAGAGGAAGAACAGGCUCAGAUACACUUGUCCCUGUUUGCACGGCGCAGCAGUUACCGCAACGGUCUGCGGUUUAAGAAACGGGGCAUAGAUCUGGAGGGACAUGUGGCCAACUAUGUCGAGACAGAGCAGAUAGUCGAG